Molecule: messenger RNA, 5845 nt
Organism: Coregonus clupeaformis (lake whitefish)
Lineage: Eukaryota; Metazoa; Chordata; Actinopteri; Salmoniformes; Salmonidae
Product: lysine-specific demethylase 4C
Exons: 23
Coding region: 238-5577 (1779 amino acids)
Biological process (GO): chromatin remodeling
Cellular component (GO): nucleus
Molecular function (GO): histone H3K36 demethylase activity; histone H3K9 demethylase activity
Source: RefSeq, a predicted model, not a curated record
UACUGUAAUACCAUUAUAAUAAGGCUGAGCUAUUUCCUCUGUCAAGGCUUCAUCUGUGUAACCAGGCAGGAUGGCGGGGGCAGAGGUCUACGGCCCUGUUAACCCCUCCUGCCCUGCUUCCUUAGGAUGUUAUUAUACCGCUUCCCCCCGUAGGUAAUAGAACAUAUUACUGUAAUACCAUUAUAAUAAGGCUGAGCUAUUUCCUCUGUCAAGGCUUCAUCUGUGUAACCAGGCAGGAUGGCGGGGGCAGAGGUCUACGGCCCUGUUAACCCCUCCUGCAAGAUCAUGACCUUCAGGCCCACCAUGGAGGAAUUCAGAGACUUCAACCAGUACCUGGCCUACAUGGAGUCACAGGGGGCGCACCGUGCUGGCCUUGCCAAGGUAAUUCCUCCUAAGGGCUGGCGUCCUCGGUGUAGCUAUGAUGAUAUUGAUGACCUGGUGAUCCAUGCUCCUAUACAGCAGAUGGUUGCUGGUCAAUCAGGCCUGUUCACUCAGUACAACAUCCAGAAGAAACCCCUCAGCGUUAAGGAGUUCAGACGCCUCGCCAACAGUGACAAAUACUGUACUCCCCGUUACCUGAACUAUGAGGACCUGGAGAGGAAGUACUGGAAGAACGUGACCUUCGUAUCUCCCAUAUAUGGAGCUGACGUCCCCGGGAGCCUCUAUGACGAGGGUAUAGAGGAGUGGAACAUCGGCCACCUCAACUCCAUCCUGGAUGUGAUUGAAGAGGACUGUGGUGUUUCUAUCCAGGGGGUCAACACACCCUACCUGUACUUUGGCAUGUGGAAGACCAGCUUCUCCUGGCACACUGAAGACAUGGACCUCUACAGCAUCAACUACCUGCACUUUGGAGAGCCCAAGUCCUGGUAUGCCAUCCCCCCUGAGCACGGGAAGAGGCUAGAGAGACUGGCUACAGGUUUCUUCCACAACGGGUUUAAAGGGUGUGAGGCUUUUCUCCGUCACAAGAUGACCCUGAUCUCCCCCUCCAUCCUGAAGAAGUACAGCAUCCCCUUCGACAAGAUCACCCAGGAGGCAGGGGAGUUUAUGAUAACCUUCCCCUAUGGUUACCACGCUGGCUUCAACCACGGCUUCAACUGUGCCGAGUCUACCAACUUCGCUAGUGUCCGAUGGAUCGACUACGGCAAGGUGGCCACUCAGUGUACAUGCAGUAAAGACAUGGUGAAAAUCAGUAUGGAUCCCUUCGUGAAGUGGUUCCAACCGGACCGCUAUGCCGUAUGGAAGCUGGGGAAAGACUCCGGUCCUCUGGACCACACCCGAGCCACGCCCGCCACCACCCCUGAGCUGCAGAACUGGCUACAGCGCAGCCGGGUCAAGACUCCUGGGAAGAGCAGCCUCCCACACCCACAGACCAGAUCCAAGCGCCUGAGGACCAGCGAGGAGCCUGUAGCCCUGGAAGGGUGCUCUGUCCUGGGUAGGAGGAGAGGCCUGGGGGGCACCCUGGCUCCCAAGAUCCGGAGAGGCUGCAGGGCCGUGGUAGAGGAGGAGGAGGAGGAGGAGGAGGAGGAAGAAGGAGAGGGAGAGGAUCAGACUGAGAAUACACUCCGGCUACCUGGUCCUUGCCGGCAGAUGUGUGUGGUGAAAGUCAACAGGAUGGAAGUGGAGAGUGACCGGUUGGCCUUCCCCUGUCCUCCUGAACCUCUACGUCCCCUCGACCCCUCGGGGUCAGAGUUCACAGAGGUCAUUAAAGGACCCCAUCAGAGGUCCGAGGCUGCCCCUACACCUGCCCGAUCAGAAAGAACAGAAACCCCAGGAGGACCCUUUAUGUCACCCCUGAUCCGAACCCCGAGCACGGAGUAUAAAAUGGAGACAUGUCAAGGUACUGCGGUUGAUGCUAACAACUCUACUGCUACCACUACGACGCACAGCAGUCACAACUCUGGAAGCAGAACGCCUGCACUUUAUAAUGGCAUUUACACUAAUACUGACUCUGUGCCCAAAGGAUGCGUUAGCUCCAGCUCUGGUCCAUCUAACUCGUUCAGGUGUAGUGAACAGAACUGUGCCCCCGUACAAAACCCUUCCCCUCCAAGGUGUAGUUUACAAAACUGUUCCCCCGUUGACACCUCUCCCCCCUUUCCAAGGUGUAGUACCCACAACUGCACCCCCGUUGAAAACUGUUCCCCUCCUCUCCUCCAGAGGAACGGCAGGGUAGACAUGCCUCUCCUCACCCCCGAACUGUCUGGAGAGGUGAGGCUCUGUCCCCCACUUCCCCCCGUUCUCACCCAGGAGAUGCCAUCCCUCACCCUCGCCGUCAGCGGAGGUCACGUCCAGGUCAAAGGUCAGAGGUCCUCCUCCUCGACUGCCCGACAUGGUGGUUCUCUAACGUUACCGGAUUUACCGGACAGUCACCCGGUCCUCGCUCCAGUGCUCCAACGCGAGACGCCCACCACCCUCUCGUCAGAAACAGAAACGUUAACGGACGAGGUGUGCGAGGUGGAGUUGGCGUCAAAGAAGUCGAAGGAAGAGGAUUUUAGACCGUUAGCACUUUACAGCGACUGGUGCUUAGGUUCUACUGAAGACCACCAUAGACCAGAGCUGGAUUUACAGUUAGCGGCUUACGUGGCUAAUGCAGCUAGCGACGCUCGGCCCAAAAUGGCCGCCUCUGAGCACAAAAUGGCACCCUCUCGGCACUCCGGUCCUACCGAAGACCACCACCGUAGACCAGAGCUGGAGUUACAGUUAGCGGCUAAUGCAGCUAGCGAUGCUCAACCCAAAAUGGACGCCCCUCUGCUUAAAAUGACCACCGCCGCUUCCCAUCUAGAAGCACUGCCAAUCCAGACGUUGUCUGAGGCAGUGCUGACCAUCGAGAACCACUGUAGCCCAACCUCAGCGGAGGCCCAUGCUAGCGACCACAUGCUCUGUGACGUUACGCUACUGCAAACGCAGCAAACCCAGAAACACAGGUCCUCCAAGGCAACCGCAACAGCAGCAGUAUCCAUGGAUUCCAACUCGGAAGGAUCAUCUCAAAGAGACAAAGUAUUUAGAGACUCCAGUGCUACGGGUAUAUAUCUAGCUAGCACCAGUUUGACUUAUAACAAUACGUUGGCCCACUCUUCUGAGCUGAGUGUUUUAAAUGAACAUUCAGCAACACUACAACACCAAAACAACAACAACGAAACUCCACACUCCAACAUGGAUGUCGUUUGUAGUUCACGAAACGUGGAAUCCAUUUGUAGUUCACGAAACGUGGAAUCCAUUUGUAGUUCACGAAACGUGGAAUCCAUUUGUAGUUCACGAAACGUGGAAUCCAUUUGUAGUUCACGAAACGUGGAUUCUAUUUCUGGUUCCAGAAACAUGGAAUCCAUUUGUAGUUCCCAAAACGUGGAUUCCAUUUGUAGUUCUCGAAACAUGGACUCUGUUUGUAGUUCCCAAAGCCUCUACCUGGAGCCCAAACCUUUCUCAGACGGCAUCUGGAAGAACCUCAACUCCCAGAGUCCUGCGGUGCUCAUCGAGAGCCUCCACCACCCGGAGCUCCCUGCUGAUUAUACCCACGAUGCACUGCCCUACACCAUGUGGACUGAGCCGCAGUGCAAAGAGGUCACAGACCUCGAUCACGACACUGAGACGGACGACCAGGACCUAGAGGGACAGGGGGAUGGGCCUCUCACCUGGGCCCAGCUGGAGUCCACCUCUCUGGGUUCGGCCGGUGUCGGGGAGCCCCUGGGUCUCUGUGGAGACUUUGAGCUCCAGAGAGGGGAGGUGGAGGCAGCGGAAGCCCUGGCUCUGUGCAGGGAACUGGGGGUGGAGAGGGAGGCCGAGGGGGGUCUAGAACCAGACCCUCCUGAAUCGCCCUUGGAGGAGAGACUUGUGGAAGGAGAGGAGGAGGGGGUGUCAGAAAUGGAAGAGGGGGAUUCGGAGGAAGAGGGGCAGAGCAGCACGAGGGAGGAGAGUAGUAGUGAGUCGUCGGAAGGAGAGGCAGAGGAAGAGGAGGAAGAAGUGGAGGAAGACGAUGAUAAUGAUUUGAGCGACUUUGAGUGUGGGGACUCGGGGCUGGAACCUGGAGAGGUUUGCACUGUGCGUAUGGCUGCUGAGACACACACGGGGAAGAGAACCAGUAAGAGCUGGCGUCACCCUCUGAGGAAGCCCACCGUGCAGGCCGCGCCCGCUGCUGUCAAACAGGCUGUCAGCGAUGACGAACCCCCGGAGGCGUGUUUGACGGAGGAGCAGGAGGCUGAGCCGUGGGCUAAGCCCCUCCUCUUCUUGUGGCAGAACAGGAAGUGUUACUUCACGGCGGAGAGAGAGUACAACGCCAACGCAGCAACGAUGUUGCCCCACUGUGCUGUCUGCACACUGUUCAUGCCCUACUACCAGCCUGAGGACAGAGCUGACGACCUCAAGCCCGUCCCCUCCUCCCCUCUCCCUUCCUCCUCCCCUCCCUCCCCCACUACCUCCAGGUCUAGAGGAGGAGCAGAGGCUCUGAGGAGGAGCAAGCCCCUGCUGCCAGAGAUGUGUUUCAGCUACAGGGAGCAGACGUGUCCCCCGACCCCCACCAACGCCCUGCUGCAGGAGGAUGGCACCAGCCCACUGCUCACCUGUCAGGGAUGCUGUCUACAGGUCCAUGCUAGUUGCUAUGGCGUCACUGCUGAUGAUGUCAGCAAGGACUGGUCAUGUGAUCGCUGUGUGGACGGAACCUUCACGGCUGAGUGUUGUCUGUGUAAUCUGAGAGGAGGAGCUCUGAAGAAAACUACAGAUGACAAGUGGGCCCAUGUAAUGUGUGCAGUAGCUCUGCCAGAGGUCUGGUUCAGUGAUGAAGUCAGGAGGAGUCCCAUUGAUACCAGCAGGAUACCCAUGCAGAGAUACAAACUGAAGUGCAUCUACUGCCGUAAGCGGUGUGUGAGGCGUGGCCAGGGCGGGGGAGGGGCAUGUAUCCAGUGUUCGUGCGGGCGAUGUCCCACCUCCUUCCACGUUACCUGUGCCCACGCCGCCGGGGUCACCAUGGAGCCGGACGAUUGGCCCUACGUGGUGUCAAUCACCUGCCACAGGCAUCAAUCACGGAGCUCGUCUGCUCAGCGUGCAGCGUUUCAGAAGGACAUCGUACUGGGUCAGACCGUCAUCUCCAAACACAAGAACCUGAGGUACUACAGUUCAAAGGUCACUCAGGUGACCUCCCAGACCUUCUAUGAGGUCAUGUUUGAUGACGGAUCCUUCAGCAACGACACCUACCCAGAGGACAUAGUGAGCAGGGACUGUGCCCGUCUUGGUCCUCCUGAAGUAGGGGAGGCUGUCCAGGUGAAAUGGCCUGAUGGACUCUUCUAUGGAGCCAAAUACCUGGGAUCCAACACCUCGUAUAUGUACCAGGUGGAGUUUGAGGAUGGUUCCCAGGUGUUAGCUAAGAGAGAGGACGUCUAUACUCUGGAUGAAGACCUUCCCAAAAAGGUGAAAGGGCGACUCUCGACAGCAUCCAGCAUGCGUUUCCAGGACGCCUUCUUCACCACCCAGGGAGAGAGGAAGAGACAGAGAACGCCCAACUCCCGUUUCCAGAAUGACUAUGUGGCCCUCCCAGGCCUCCUUACCGCCACCAAGAGCACAUGGGAGUCCCGCAGCCCUAAAGGGACAUGAUGGAGGGGUGGAGAGAUAGAUGGAGGGGUGAAAAAUGAAUGCACUGACGUGUGUGUGUGUGUGUGUGUGGGAUGUAAAGGUUUGUGUGUGUGUGUAGGAGAAGAGGGCUGGGCAGAGGAGAAUUUUGAUUGGACUGUAUUGUCCUGAAGAAAGAUUAUCAUGGGUUGUGGUGGUUGCCUAGCGCUUUCACAGAAGUCAGGGAAUUCAAAAACAAAACAACUUUGUCACCUGAUCACGUUUUUUGAAAUAAAUGACAAACACAAAGGUU